CACACACACACACACACACACACACACACACACACACACACACACACACACACUAGAUUAGUAUCACACUUCUCUCAAGUCAAAACAGUCGGUUGUCAGGAAGUUCAGUGUUAUAAUCGCUGAGAGGAUAUUAGAAAUGUCAAAUAAAAUGUUUUGUGUUGUCAUUUUGUUCUGCUUGAAACCCUUUGUAUUUGCUGAUACGGUUACAGUGGAGUCAGUGUCAGUGACGGAGGGAGAUUCAGUCACUCUAGACUCUGGUUUUACUGAAAUGAUGGAUGAUGAUAUGAUUCUGUGGAGGUUUGGAUCUGAAAACACUUUAAUAGCUGAAAUCAGUGUAAUGGAAGGCAUCAUGGCUGUAUAUGAUGAUGUUCUUGACGGGAGAUUCAGAGACAGACUGAAGCUGGAUCAUCAAACUGGAUCUCUGACCAUCACAAACACCAGAACUGAACACACUGGACUCUAUCAACUACAGAUCAACAGUGUGAGAAAGAGAUUCAGUCUCUCUGUCUAUGCUCGUCUUCCUGUUCCUGUCAUCAACAGAUACUGUUCAUGCUGUUCAUCAUCAUCUUCUUCUUCAUCAUCAUCGUCAUCAUCUUCAUCAUCUUCAUCACAGCAGAAUUGUUCAUUGUUGUGUUCAGUGGUGAAUGUGGGUCAUGUGACUCUCUCCUGGUACAAAGGAAACAGUUUAUUGUCCAGCAUCAGUGUGUCUGAUCUCAGCAUCAGUCUCUCUCUACCUCUGGAGGUGGAAUAUCAGGAGAAAAACAGCUACAGCUGUGUGAUCAACAAUCCCAUCACAAACCAGACCACACAUCUGGACAUCAGUGAACUCUGUCAACCAUGUUCAGAAGUGCAUGGAUGUGAUACUAUCGAGCCUGUGAUCCGAUUGGUCGUCACUGUUCUGAUGGGCGUGGCUUCUGCAGCUGCUGCUGUUCUUCUGAUCAAUGAUGUCAGAUCUACAAGAGGAUAAAAGAAGAAAACAGAACAGAUAUCAUAAAUAUUCUCACAUAUUCUGGAAUCCUGAUCGUUAAAGUUUAAAAUAUCUGUGGUCUAGAAACUAUAAACUACAUCAUAUAAAUGUUCAUUACCAGAAUUAUUAUUUUUAAUAUGGUUGGCUCCAUCUGGUGGAUAUAAUUAUGAAUAUACUUCUAUAUUUGAAGAGUUCAUGUGCAAUAAACAGAUCAUCCUGAUUUUAUUAUUUUUUUAUUGUGCAUUCCAAUGAAGCACAAUCAAACUGCAGCUGGGUUAUUUUGAUUAGUAAAUAAUAAUAAAUAAAUAAAAACAGCUAACCAAACAAAACACAAUAAAAACAUGGUUUUUUUUGCAAAUAAACUCUUCAUUUGUUUUAUUCUGCAGUGGCAUCAGUUUCAUAUUUGUUUGUUAAUCACUUUUUGUAAUAUGUUUGUUUGUUAUUUAUUUCAUUUAUGUUUUGUUGCUUUGAGAUUUUAAUUUUGUUUAUAUGCACAAAUACUGCAAAUGCUUGCAAAAUAUGAAUGUAAAAUAUUAGAUAUCAUACUAACAAAUAUUCGUAGAGAGAGAGAGAGAGAGAGAUCUAUGAAUCAUACAGUAAAAUAGUGACGUAUAGUGACAUGAAAACAACAAACUAUGAAUUCAGACUGAACAAUUACUCAGUUGGUCUGAUGUUUGAAGUGCAUUAAGUAUUAUUAGCUAAUCCUCAAAUUAUGACAUGACAUACCUGACAAAUUCUGGAUUCAAUCAAUAUACUUCUGUCC
Molecule: messenger RNA, 1730 nt
Organism: Carassius gibelio (silver crucian carp)
Lineage: Eukaryota; Metazoa; Chordata; Actinopteri; Cypriniformes; Cyprinidae
Exons: 4
Coding region: 137-967 (276 amino acids)
Source: RefSeq, a predicted model, not a curated record